AUGCCGAUCCAGGUGGAUCCGAGCAUGGCGUUUAUUCCUGGAAAACCCUUGAACGAGGGUGAUAAACACUACAUCUCAAGUCCCACUCUGGAUGAAAAGGUCCACGCUCUGGUUUGUGUCAUCCCUGCCGGCUCAACAUCUUUAUUAACUGAUGAAGUUGUGAAGAAGAUCAGAGAUGUCAGACUAGUAGCCAGUGAUAUGGGGAUUCCACAAUUCGCUAUUCUCACCAAAGUUGAUGAAGCCUGUCCUAAGGUGAAAAAAGACAUGAGCAAUGUCUAUAAGAGCGUGUACCUGAAGGAACAGGUCGAUAGGUUCAGCCAUUUGCAUGGCAUUCUACUAAACUGCAUCUUUUUGGUGAAGAACUACCAAUCAGAGUUCACCACAAAUGAUGUCAUCAAUGCGCAGAUACUGAGCGCACUGAGACAGAUGGUUGACUACGGAGAAGACUUCCUUAACAACCUGUAGUCCCACAUACUGCAUGAAGCAUGAUCUAACACACUAACACAUGUAACAGUGGAGGGCAGGCAACAUUAAAACAUGUUAUAGAUAUAUCAUAGCAUUUAUAUUAUAGGAAUAUAGGCAAAGUGAGACUGUUUGUAGUGUGUAUGACUCAAUGGAAAAUGUUGUGAAAUAAAUUAUCUUAACUUUA
Messenger RNA from Trematomus bernacchii (emerald rockcod), 649 nucleotides. RefSeq names its product interferon-induced protein 44-like. The coding region runs from base 1 to 465 and encodes 154 amino acids. The record is from RefSeq and is a predicted model, not a curated record. The transcript is spliced from 4 exons. Lineage: Eukaryota; Metazoa; Chordata; Actinopteri; Perciformes; Nototheniidae.